AGUUUUUUAUAAGUUGUUUUGUAAUUCAGCAAAAGUUGAGAAUAAUUAAAAUUUGAAGUGUUACAAAAGACGAGGUGUCGGUUCGCAUGGGAUCAGUGUUCCGAGACUUCGGGGGUCGGAUCCUGUCCGUGCUGGACGUGCGGAGACACCCGGACUACAGGGUCGACCAGUACUAUCCAGAGCAUAACCUCGCUAUGGUUAAAGUGAAUCUUCCGAUAGCUGCUAACAGCCGCAUGCAAGCCGUGCCGUUACCCGAACCUGAUGCCGAUCUACCGUUGAAGUUUGGUGAAACUGUUGUUACCGGUUUUGGAUCCGUGAAAUCCGGUCAAAUCCGUGAAGGUGAGAACCAGGAAUUGAGGCGGAUGAUAGUUCGCGAGACGUCCCGCGCCGAGUGCCGCCUGCUGUACGGCAACGACUACCUGCUGCAGCACGACAACAUGUGUCUGCAGAGCGUCGUCACGGGAGUUGCGCUCUGUGCUGGCGACAUAGGCGACCCGGCGGUACACUUCAACGGCAUAAACCGAGCAGGGACGCUGUUCGGUAUCGCGUUAUUUUCCGGCACCGAGGAAUGCGCAGCCAAAUCCAAACCAGGAGUUUAUGCCAAGGUAUCAUAUAGUCGACUUUGGAUUGACAAAGUGUUAGGAGAAUUACUGGAACAUACGGAAAGUGCUGAGAGUGAAGAAAAUGUUAUUCCAGUUAAUAACGAUGAUGAAUGA
Bombyx mandarina (wild silkworm) is the source of this 716-nucleotide messenger RNA. RefSeq lists its product as uncharacterized. The record is from RefSeq and is a predicted model, not a curated record. Lineage: Eukaryota; Metazoa; Arthropoda; Insecta; Lepidoptera; Bombycidae. Gene Ontology annotation, molecular function: serine-type endopeptidase activity. Gene Ontology annotation, biological process: proteolysis.